UACUGGCCCAUGCAACCAUUAAGUCAGUCAGCAGUUCGAUCCGCUUGAAUUCUGGUGCCGGGCCGCAGAAGCAUCUCCACCGAUGAAACACCUUUUCCUGGCAGUGAUUGCUGCCACUCUGCAUCUGGUCCCGGCGCAGGACCCAUGCAUCCCCGGCGUAACCUGCGCUGCGUUCAACUGCACCACAGACAGUCGGUGCCCGGCAACGAAUCCACCGCAGGGACCGGUUUUGCUCCCCCACACGGACUGUGCCAAAUUCUACAAGUGUUCUAACGGCCAAGCGUGCGUGUACGACUGUCCGGCAAAUUUGCACUUCAAUCGCGUGGAUAAUGCUUGCGAUUGGCCGGAAAGAGCAUGCUGCGAUCGGCCGUGCUUGCCUGCAGAUCCUUGCGUUCCCGGCGUGACUUGUCCACCGUCCGAUCUACCGACGGUUCCAACACCAGCACCACCGACGGUUCCCACACCAGCACCACCGACCGUCCCAACACCAGCGCCACCAACCGUCCCGACACCAGCGCCACCAACCGUCCCAACACCAGCGCCACCGGGAACCUGCAUCGAGGAUACGGUGCGCUGUAAUCCCUUCGAAGAUCCAAACAAUCCGACCGUUUUGCCGCAUGAAACCGACUGUACGCUAUUCUACAAGUGUGACCUCGGCCGACGGUGCUUGCUGAGCUGCCCAGCUGGACAACACUUCUGGGCUGCCGGAGGAGUGUGCGAACGGCCCGAGCAGGCUUGUUGCGAUCAAACGCUGUGCAGCCCGAGCGAAUGUGUGAACGAUGCACGCUGUCCGCUGUUUGAGGAUCCCUUCUUCCCGACCAUGUUCCCGCACGAAACCAAUUGCUCCAGGUUUUACAUGUGUGACCUUGGCAGACGCUGCCCGCGCGAAUGCGGUGCCGGUACACAUUUCAGCCGUGAAACGCAGCGAUGCGAAGCGGUUGAUGAGGCGUGCUGUGACCCAGCCAUACCUUGCCGUGGGCCGACCGUCAGCAUCUGCACUCCCGAUGCCCGGUGCCCGGUGCUCGACAAUCCCUUCGAUCCGACUGUGCUGAGCCAUUCCACCAACUGUUCGCUGUUCUACAAGUGCGACAACGGCCUAGCCUGCCAGCUAGAGUGUCCUCCAGGACAGCACUUCCGACAGGAGACGCCUACGACGGGAUACUGUGACUGGCCGGACAGAGCGUGCUGCAAUCCGGCCUUGUGUACGGCACCGACGCCAGCCUGUAUACCGGACAGCCGCUGCCCGCUGUUUGAUGAUCCGAACAAUCCGCUGCUACUAAAACACAGCACCUCUUGCGCCAGGUUUUACAAAUGUUCCGCCGGCCAAGCCUGUGAUCUAGCGUGUGAAGCUGGCCACUUUAGUGAGGCGCUGCAGCGCUGUGAACGACCCGAAAUUGCCUGCUGCGAUCCUUCCGUCACGUGUGUAAAUACACCUGCUCCUACUCCGAUCCCAACGCCGGUUCCUACGCCGGCUCCAACUCCAGCUCCUACACCGGCUCCUACACUAGCUCCUACCCCAGCUCCUACUCCAGCUCCGACCCCAGCUCCGACCCCAGCUCCGACCCCAGCUCCCACUCCAGCUCCUACCCCAGCUCCUACUCCAGCUCCAACCCCUGGUCCUAGCGAUCCUUGCAUCCCUGGAGUCACCUGUCCGCCUAGCGAUGUCGGUAACUGCGUGCUCGACAGUAGAUGUACGGCUGCCAAUGGACCGACACCGACGUAUCUACCUCAUAGCCUGUGCACCAUGUUCUACCAGUGUUCUAAUGGCAGAGCAUGCGAACAUAACUGUCCUGCUGGUUUGCAUUUCAACGCAGCGUUGAGCGUGUGCGAUUGGCCAGAGAAUGCAUGCUGCGAUCCUAACGUCACUUGCAACAAUCCGUGUAUUCCUGGAGUUACCUGUCCACCAACAGGUCCAACACCAGCUCCAACUCCGGCCCCCACUCCAGCUCCAACGCCAGCUCCAACUCCAGCUCCGACCCCAGCUCCUACUCCAGCUCCUACUCCAGCUCCUACCCCAGCUCCUACCCCAGCUCCAACACCAGCACCAACACCAGCGCCGACCCCUGCUCCUACCCCUGGCGAUCCUUGCAUUCCUGGAGUCACCUGUCCACCAAGCGAUGCAGGCAAUUGUGUAUUCAACACAGAAUGCCCGUCUAGGAAUGGUCUUACACCAACGCUUCUACCCCAUCCUUCAACCUGCACAAUGUUCUACAAGUGCAACAAUGGAUAUGCCUGUGAGCACAACUGUCCUACUGGAUUACACUUCAACAAGGCGCUUAGUGUGUGCGAUUGGCCAGAGAAUGCCUGCUGCGAUCCUAACGUAGUAUGCUACAAUCCGUGUAUUCCUGGAGUCACAUGUCCUCCAACUGGACCAACUCCAGCCCCAACACCGAUCCCUACACCGGCCCCUACGCCGGCUCCUACGCCGGCUCCUACCCCAGCCCCUACACCGGCUCCUACCCCAGCUCCUACUCCAGCUCCUACCCCAGCUCCUACUCCUGCGCCCACUCCAGCUCCUACUCCGGCACCAACACCGGCACCGACCCCCGCUCCUACCCCUGGCCCAAGUGAUCCUUGCAUUCCUGGCGUCACCUGUCCACCGAGCGAUGCGGGCAACUGCUUUGCCGAUAGUAACUGUCCAACAAGAAAUGGAGUUACGCCCAAGCUUCUACCACAUCCGUCCUGCGAAAUGUUCUACAAGUGCAACAACGGAUUUGCUUGCGAGCACUACUGUCCGGCGGGUUUGCACUUCAACGAAGCGCUGAGCGUGUGCGAUUGGCCAGAGAACGCCUGCUGUGAUCCAACCAUAGUUUGCUAUAAUCCGUGUAUUCCUGGAGUCACAUGUCCUCCAACUGGACCAACGCCGGCUCCUACCCCAGCUCCUACACCAGCUCCUACUCCAGCUCCUACCCCAGCACCAACUCCUGCUCCUACUCCAGCACCUACUCCCGCACCCACUCCGGCUCCUACCCCAGCUCCUACUCCAGCUCCUACCCCAGCUCCUACUCCUGCGCCCACUCCAGCUCCUACUCCGGCACCAACACCGGCACCGACCCCCGCUCCUACCCCUGGCCCAAGUGAUCCUUGCAUUCCUGGCGUCACCUGUCCACCGAGCGAUGCGGGCAACUGCUUUGCCGAUAGUAACUGUCCAACAAGAAAUGGAGUUACGCCCAAGCUUCUACCACAUCCGUCCUGCGAAAUGUUCUACAAGUGCAACAACGGAUUUGCUUGCGAGCACUACUGUCCGGCGGGUUUGCACUUCAACGAAGCGCUGAGCGUGUGCGAUUGGCCAUCGAGUGCCUGCUGUGAUGCAACCGUACCCUGUGAUCCUCCACCAUGCAUUCCUGGUGUCACUUGUCCGCCAAGUGGUCCAACGCCAGCCCCACCAACGCUUCCACCACCGACGCUUCCACCGCCAGUAACACCCACGGUCGGUCCGACACCUUCCGAUCCCUGCAUUCCCGGUGUGACCUGCGAGCCGACCAACUGUCACAACGAUAUGCGCUGCCCGGCACUGGACGGCACGAAGCCGACACUCUUUGCCCACGCGGAUUGCGACAAGUUCUACAAGUGCGCCAACCGGAAGGCCUGCGAGCACUCCUGCCCGCCGGGGCUCCAUUUCAACGCGAAGCUGUUUGUGUGCGACUGGCCGGGAAGUGCCUGCUGCGAUCCAACGGUUCUCUGCGAUCCGCCCUGCAUUCCGGGCAUCACGUGCAGCAGAGCGUUCCGGAUCUAGCCCGAGAAAGGACGGAUGUGAGGCCCCUGCCCCGAGAUAGACACAUGCACCGCCUAUGACACACGGAUUCGAAUGCUUAGCCUGUACUUCAUUAGAUAUAAGUGGUUGUACACCUACACUACCGCUUAUGAGUAUGAGAGUUCUACCCGUCUGAUGCCAAUCAACCCCAUAUGGCCAGCAGAUGCAAGGGCCAACUUUCGGGGGCGCCCAGACAGCGGCGAACAAAUCUCUCAUUUAGAAAAGCGUAUUUAUUCACCUGUAUUAGUCGUUAUACUUUGUGCUAGCAAUCCUGGACAAAUGCACCACGCAUUCAGCAGCAUUGCACCAAAAACUAACCAACCCUUACCAUGAUUAUAUGCGAAUACUAACCCACACAUAUGGAUACAUAUAUGCUUAUUUACACACAUCUGCAUGCAAAACUUCAAA
Anopheles stephensi (Asian malaria mosquito) is the source of this 4162-nucleotide messenger RNA. RefSeq names its product cell surface glycoprotein 1-like. Lineage: Eukaryota; Metazoa; Arthropoda; Insecta; Diptera; Culicidae. The transcript has a single exon. Gene Ontology annotation, molecular function: chitin binding. The record is from RefSeq and is a predicted model, not a curated record. Gene Ontology annotation, cellular component: extracellular region. Bases 83 to 3736 code for a protein of 1217 amino acids.